Molecule: messenger RNA, 660 nt
Organism: Aspergillus ibericus CBS 121593
Lineage: Eukaryota; Fungi; Ascomycota; Eurotiomycetes; Eurotiales; Aspergillaceae
Exons: 3
Source: RefSeq, a predicted model, not a curated record
AUGCAGCUCUGGGUUGGCUGGGCACUCUGGCAGAAGCUGAGCUUUGUGCUUGCAGGACUUCUUGCAUUGGUCCUGCUCUAUUCAUUUGGUGUUCUGGCCUACAAUAGACGGAAGACGAAGAAGUAUGCCACCGCUGAAGCACGGCAAAGGGCCGAGAUGCAACCUAUGCUGGCCGACCAAAGCGAGAUACCGUUCGGCGCUAGAGCUCUUGAGAAGGGGAUUCAAGUGGAAGGCAUAUGGACUCCAGACUGUCGCUCUGCAAGACAGUCCACUGCUCAUUCGGAAAGCAGACCAGAAAGUAUCGCCUCAGCAUCAAAGCAGAUGUCAACGAUGGCCCUAGGAGAGAAUAUCCAGGGACCAGAGCGUACAUACCAGCCGGUAACCACUUCAAAUCUCCUUGACCCACGCAGUCCUUCGAAGGUAUUAGAUGUCGAACAUGGACGGCUCGAGGACAUAUAUGGUUUAAGGACAAUCCGCUCUCCCCAGCUGGAUGCCCGAGGGAACAUUGGAGGCGAGAGCUUCCCCAACUCGGAAAAGCAUCGAUCAAGAGGCUGGUUUGGUGCACGAAGCUCAUGGGUCAAGAAACCAUUCGAGAGUUCCAAGAGAAGAUCAACACAGGAGGGUAAGCCACAAAAGUGCCUGGACUUGUCGCGAAAAGCU